Messenger RNA from Equus quagga, 349 nucleotides. Its product is annotated as killer cell lectin-like receptor 2. The record is from RefSeq and is a predicted model, not a curated record. NCBI's taxonomy places the organism in Eukaryota, Metazoa, Chordata, Mammalia, Perissodactyla, Equidae. The transcript is spliced from 3 exons. The annotation marks the transcript as partial.
GGGAAAACUGAUGACAAAGAGUUUUCAGUACCCUGGCAUCUCUUUGUAGUGACUGUUGGGAUCCUCUGUUUACUUCUUUUGGUGACAGUCAGAGUGUCGGGAACAAUGAUUUUUCGGUGUAUUCGAGAAAAACAACAGGAGGAAAGUAGACAAAACCUCAGUCAAAAGUACAACGUUAUACAAAAGGACAACUACUUAAAGGAGCAACUUUUGACAAAUAAGACUUUAGAAUAUGGCAUUCUCAAAAAUGAAACUCUUCAACAGAAGAAGGAAAUAGCUUCACUCUUUAAAGAAAAGAUGAGAUGUCAUCGAAAACAGGGGAUCUUUCCAAAGUCUUUGCAAAAUACAG